GAGACAGAGAGAGAGACAGAGAGACAGACAGAGAGAGAGACAGAGAGAGAGACGUGGUGAUGAAAACAACAAAGUGAGAGCCUGAAACAGAAAGAGGCAGAAAGCGAGCGAAGCAGUAAAACGAGGAGAACAGGAGGAAGAAACGAGGAGGAGGAGGGUCUGAGACGGGUGGAGGACGCUGAGGGGAGGGGAGGGGGAUUAGAGCAGAGAGGAGGAGCUGGGAAAGCACCAGAAGACACAGCUCACAACUGAGCCGAGAGCGAGUCGUAAAGAGACGGCAGGCAGCACACAGCUCAGCCUCCGUCACUCACAUCUGGAUCCAUCACUCACAUCUGGAGAGGACUCACUGCAACUUCUCUCUGUGUGCUUCCUUCUUUUUCUGAGGAAGAGGAAGAGGAGGACGAGCUCACAGCUGCAUGUUUCAUGUUUGGGAUUUCACAGAAAGCGAAGCGAGAUUUCUCUUCUGCAUGAAGCCUUUUGAAAAUCUCUCAUCCUCCCACUGCUGAAAAAAAAAAAAAAAAAAAAAGGACUGGCUCUGCAGAAAUUAGCCGGAGGAGAAAGACACAGCGAGCGACAGAGCGGUGUGGAUGAGAGUGUGAAACCUCUCCGCGGUCGCCGCUGCAGCUGCCUGCCAGUGAAGUGAAGUGGACUGGAUGCUGACUUCUUUGAAAAUCUGAUCCGAGACUCGGGGCGGGCUGUGGGCGGCAGACAGCUGGGGCCGUGAUUCACAAAACCCGACUUGGCGUGAAAACAAAGGCAUGCUACAACUACGACGAGGCUCCUUCAUCACGAUAGCAGCUACGGAGUGAAGAGGAGAGAAAGCGAGCUCAUGUGGGAAACUUGAGCCUUGGUCUGUUUACUUCGCUGGAAAAUGACUUUAAUGGCCACUUGAAGCUCGAAGGAGGAAUCAGAAGGGUUAAAACAAGACGACUCUGAUAAGUCAUCAACAAAAUCAGGAUCUAACGAUCAGGAAGGACUUCCGUCUGUCGGAGGUACGACGGUGCAGUUAUGGGCUAAACGGAUCGUGGAGAGGUGAGAGGAAGUCAUGCUGAACGCUCUGCACAGCUGGUUUUACGAUGUUUUCUCUGGAGGGAAUAAAACGGACUUCAAAGGAGAAUAUUUUAAUACCACAACAUACCUGCACCUCCUCUUUUUCCACUUUUCUGGACACCCGGGUGACAUUUAAAGCAACUAAACUUUGACUGUGCUCAUUCACAUUGUUUUAUCCAUCACUAUCUACCUUCUCUUUUAACCUAAAUAUCUCUGCACGAGCAAGCAGAGUUGGAUUUUGUUCCACCUUCGUACUUCCAGCCUGCUAACCACAGAGUACAGAAUUAGUUUACACCGGCACACCUGGACCUGGACCUCAGAAACUGUGCCCUUUUUUUAAUGUAGCCACCUCUCUUUUUUCCCCUGUUUGCCCUCUCCAGAUGGCUGCCAUGUUGGCAGGUGGAUGCAGAUGCAAUCACCUCAUUCAACAUUAACCGGGUUUGACAAAAUAAACGGAUCACGCUGGAGCACGAGCUGGACGCAUAAAUGAAACCCAGUGAGCAUGCAUUACAGUGGCAUUUUGUUUGUGCCCUGUAGCUUAAACGCAACAAAGCAAAUAAGCUUUCUGUCUUAGAUGUGUCUUGAAAAUCAUAAGAGGGAUUUAAACAUUUACACUGGCAUAUUUGUCUGUGGCAGGAACAUUAGCAAAGGAGAAAAGACUUCAUAUGUAAAGGGACUGUAACGAGAUAAAGAUGAAAAACAAGCAUGUUCAGUCUCGUUUGUUAGUUUGUCAGGAGUCCAUUUAUGUGUUAAAUUACGUCAAAAUGAGAUGAAUCACAGAGCAUGAAGGAUGUGAAAAAUACAUUUAAAAAGCAUUUACACCGGCUGUUCUAAAGUGGAGAAAGUAACAGAGAUAUAAACUGGGUCAUAAAGAGAAGUCUAUAAACAGAUCCCUGGCUGCUGAUGCCCACAGUCCGCUGGUGGCAUCAUGUUGUAUGUUGGUGGUAACAGUGGUUUUCUGCAGGGUGUGGUGGCACCGGCAGUUAUAGCAGCAUCACCGUCACGGUGGUCUGUUGUUGUGUUGUUAGUUUGUCUCCAGCUCCCCCAGCUGAGCCUGGUCCAGGCCACCAUCUGCCUGUCUCAGGGCUCCUCCCAGGCGGGCAGAUGCCUCUGUGCCUCGGACAUCCUCAGCUGCACUGCCGCGGGUCUGGAGCAGGUCCCCAGAGAAAUGCCCGUCUUUACUGUCACUCUGGAUCUCAGCCAUAACCGGAUUGUGCAGCUGGAGGGUGGCGACUUUGAAGGACUUUAUCGAUUGGAGACAUUACGGUUAGCGCACAACCUGCUGACUACUAUUCACCCGGGGGCAUUUCGUAACACCUCUGGGAUUCUCCUCCGACACCUGGACCUGUCGUCCAAUCAGCUUAGUGUUUUGGAGCAGCAUUAUUUCCUAGAUUUGCCUGGAUUGGAGGAACUGCUGCUGUAUAACAACCGUAUUGUCCACGUGGAGAGCAGAGCUCUGGCCGGACUGAGCAGCCUCCGCAAGGCCUACCUCAGUCAUAACCGUCUCACUGACUUCCCCUUCUUUUCCAUCCAAGAGCACAGCCACCCUCACCUGUCCAUGCUGGACCUGUCCUCAAACCGUCUGCCCAGACUACCCCUGGAUGAUAUAUCGAACUUGCCCUUUUCAGUCCAGAGUGGACUCUACCUUCACAACAACUCCCUGGUGUGUGAGUGCUCGAUGUACGCUCUGUUCCGGCACUGGGAACAGAGAGGCUUCGCCUCAGUGACAGACUUCAGACAGGAGCACACCUGUCUGGUCUACGGGAUACAGAGAGGCACAGUGCGCUUCUUCCAGCAUGACCGCUACUUUGAGAAAUGCAACAUGACUGUGAUGAGUGGGCUGCUGAAAGAGCAGGAGCGCUGUGUUUCAGUGAAGGAAGGAAAGGCAGUGCUGCUGCACUGCGUGACCAGUCUUACCGGACAGCAUGUGACCUUUCUCUGGGUGUCACCGAAUCAAGAGUACGUGGCACCGCCAGGAAACAAUGGAUCAUUAAAGAUGUACAGCAAUGGUAGCUUGGAGAUCGUGGCGGCACGGGUAGAGGAUACUGGUAUCUACUGGUGUAUGGCUCUGGACCAGCAGCGCAAUGAAACGCGUGAGGUCAACGUGACCGUGGUGCCGCACCAUGACAGCGAGCCUCACGAGUCCUUCAACACCGGAUUCACCACCCUGCUGGGCUGUGUGGUGAGCCUGGUGCUGGUCCUCAUGUACCUCUACCUGACGCCCUGCCGCUGCCCUCCCUGUCCUAAGGCCUCGACCCCGGCCACGGCCAACCCGAGCCAGGGGAACGAGGGCGGGGCAGGGAGCGCCCAAUCCUCCAUCCUCACCCCCACCCCGCCGGCGACCACUGAGGGCCCGGGCCGCAAGGUCAGUACCAACAAGCAUGUGGUCUUUCUGGAGCCAAUCAAAGAGCAGCAGAACGGCAGGCUCAGGGCGGGGCCGGGAGCUGGGGCGGUGCACGGACAUUUGGGGCCAGGUUUACUGCUAGGGGCAGAGCAGCACUCAAAGCUCCACAACCAGUCGCAGCAGAGGGCAGGGGAGACAGACUCCAUCAUGUCCGUGUUCUCCGACACUCCCAUCAUGUUGCCAUAGCAACGGGACUCAGAGGGAGACACAGACUAGCACUAUCAUCACCUCUCACUCACUUCCUUCCUCCUCUGCUUCUCGGUUACCUCCUCACCACCUCCCACUGCACCCAGCACAAGACCUGAGCAAACCAGUAAUCCAAUACUGACUAAGAGCUUUUACAAUUUCUCUUUUCUUUGCGAGGCUUUGAGGCAUUUCAGCUGCCUGAUACAACAGAUCAAGUGCAAUUUUAAGAGAUUGAAUACUGUUCAAUACCAAAUUUACAUAUAUUAUUGUUUGCCCAGGUCUGCCCACUAAGCCCUACAGCCAUGACCCAAUGCACUGUGACGGGAUGGGCUCAAACAGACUGACAGGGUAGGGACGGUGCUUACAGAAGACACCGGAAAGAGAAAACAGAGACGCAGGGAGGACAGUGCAAGUACAAACCUGUCAGAAUGAAAACAGACCAAAAACAGCAAGAACUUGGGGAGAAGCUGCGGAUACUGCCUCAAAGUCUGAGCCAGGAAAUUGUGUUCAAGUUAAAAAAACAAAGAUUGUGGCCACGAAGAGCAUGGACUGCUGCUGAAAGUGCACAGGGCUGUCCCUUUAAGCACGGCUUGUACCUUUAAUGAACAUUUGCUACAGAUGCCUUCUUGUUUCGUACAGAUAGAGAGAGAAAAACAUUUAUCUUUUUGUAGAGCUUUUUAGCGUUUCCUUUUCUUUCCAGAGCCGGUGCAUCAGUUGAUUAGGGCCAAACCAAUCUGCAUAGUGUAGCUCUGUCACAAUGUGAAAUGUUUUAGAGUAGACAAGCUAGUGAAGAAGAACAGCUUUUAGCUAAAAAUAGAAACUGUUUUAAAGGAUAAGGUUUGAUUCUGAACUCCCGUCUCCCUCCUCUUCCUCCUCCUCCUCCUCUCCCCUGGAACAUGAUUACUGUCAUCAUCAGUCAGAACAGAAGUUCAGGAAAACAAAAGGGAAAUAAAUAAAUAAAUAAAAAACCUCUGAAACAUCAGUUGAAAUUAUUUAUGCUGGAGAAGAAGUAGCAUUGUUUGGUGAGUUCAUUCGGAGACAGUGGAACUUUUUUUAAAGGUUUAAUCGACGGACUUUUUUAUUCACUCUGUCUGACACAAUGAAUAGGUGACAAAGGAAAGAUUUGCCUUUGUGUGGUGAACAUACAGCGGGAUUGACGGGACAAUCAGGGCAGACGUGUUUUUUGUUUUUAUUGUCUUCACUGUAUUCACUGCAUCUUCCCGUCCUCGCACUGCCUCUCUCUCCUUCCUGUCUCUUGUCCUCUCUUUAUCUGUGUGUUAAUAAACGUCUGUAUCUGGACCUUCCA
Siniperca chuatsi (mandarin fish) is the source of this 4946-nucleotide messenger RNA. It is a transcript of the gene amigo3, whose product is annotated as adhesion molecule with Ig-like domain 3. Gene Ontology annotation, biological process: brain development. The transcript has a single exon. The coding region runs from base 1979 to 3640 and encodes 553 amino acids. Lineage: Eukaryota; Metazoa; Chordata; Actinopteri; Centrarchiformes; Sinipercidae. Gene Ontology annotation, molecular function: protein binding. The record is from RefSeq and is a predicted model, not a curated record.